AUGAAGCCACAGGAAGGAUCGUGUGACCCAAUGCAGCCCUUCCUACGGCGGCUCCCCAAGGACUUGCCGCUUGGCGUUGCACGCUUGCUAGCGCUUGUGCUCGUAGAAAUCUUCGCCAUAGUGGCUGGCGGCCUGUGUCUCAAGAUUUGGACCAAGCACCAUAAAUGGCAGGUGUUGCUUAACGAACAUCUACCAACGGGAGUUUCAGCCACACUUGAAUACAACGAUGUCAAAACUACGUCCAUUGUCCUUUUUGUUACGACCCACCUUGUCACCGUCGUCGUCGGGAAAUCUUUGCUGCUCAUUGUGCAUGACAUAUUUGGCAUAUUGCCCAAGUUUGUGCUGCGAAGACUUCCAAAUGUCGGAGAACCGCUGUCGAGCUAUACUCUGCCGCACCAAGCAACAGCUCUCUUCUUCAGCGUUGUGUUCCUUUUCAUCGCAGCUGCAUUCCACAUGAAUGUCGUAUUCAAUCGCAGUGGGACGGUAGCUUUCGGCCAUGGGUCAACAGAGCUUCCUUCGUCAGACCUGGACCUUAUUUUGAGGGAACUAGGUAUCUCAUUGCCGUACAAAGAUGUCGAAUAUAUUCGUGUGUCGGGAGAACUGGCCCCUCCUGCCGUGCUUUUUGGAAUAAUUGCGGUCGUAGUGACCAUUGUCGCCUGGCACAGACACAGGAAGGUGGAUGCUGGACUAGUUGAAUCAGAGAUCGAGAAAAACAUUGUGGUAGAUAUAAUUGGCAACUCGUGA
Molecule: messenger RNA, 744 nt
Organism: Mycena indigotica
Lineage: Eukaryota; Fungi; Basidiomycota; Agaricomycetes; Agaricales; Mycenaceae
Exons: 4
Coding region: 1-744 (247 amino acids)
Source: RefSeq, a predicted model, not a curated record